This is a messenger RNA of Peromyscus maniculatus bairdii (prairie deer mouse), 1949 nucleotides long. RefSeq names its product F-box only protein 44. Gene Ontology annotation, biological process: SCF-dependent proteasomal ubiquitin-dependent protein catabolic process; glycoprotein catabolic process; ERAD pathway. The record is from RefSeq and is a predicted model, not a curated record. Gene Ontology annotation, molecular function: protein binding; ubiquitin protein ligase activity. NCBI's taxonomy places the organism in Eukaryota, Metazoa, Chordata, Mammalia, Rodentia, Cricetidae. Gene Ontology annotation, cellular component: cytoplasm; SCF ubiquitin ligase complex.
GGGCAGUGGGCGGGGCCGUGUUCUGGGUGCCGUUCCAUGGCCAGGGCACAACCAAGCGAGCGAAGGUGACCGAAGGAGGGGCUCACUGAGCGCCCCGGCAGGGAGAGGAUUGGCGAGUAGUGGGCAGGUCUGUAUCCCUGGCCACGCAGGCCCGGGCUGUACAGCCUCACGGCCUGGCGGAAUCGCACAGCUCUCCGGAUCUCAGGUGACCGCGGGAGGGGAAGCACGCAGCGUGGGGACGAAGACGCGGUGGUGGGCAGGGACCUAGCGGGGGAAGGAACCCGCCAGAGGCACUGCCAUGGCCGUAGGCAACAUCAACGAGCUGCCAGAGAACAUUCUACUGGAGCUCUUCACCCACAUCCCUGCCCGCCAGCUGCUCCUGCGCUGCCGCCCGGUCUGCAGCCUCUGGCGAGACCUCAUUGACCUGGUGACCCUCUGGAAGCGCAAGUGCCUGAGAGAGGGCUUCAUCACCGAGGACUGGGACCAGCCGGUGGCUGACUGGAAGAUCUUCUACUUCCUCCGAAGCCUCCGAAGGAACCUCCUUCACAACCCAUGUGCUGAAGCUAACGAGAGGACCAAGGCUCAGAGAAGGAAAGAAACAUGUCUAUGGUCACACAGCCCAUUACUGCUGGAGCUGAAGGGAUUUGAGUUCUGGAGCCUGGAUGUGAACGGAGGUGAUGAAUGGAAGGUGGAAGAUCUCUCCAAAGACCAGCGGAAGGAAUUCCCCAAUGACCAGGUCAAGAAAUACUUCGUGACUUCCUAUUACACCUGCCUCAAGUCCCAGGUGGUGGACCUCAAGGCUGAAGGGUAUUGGGAGGAGCUGAUGGACACCACCCGACCGGACAUCGAGGUCAAAGACUGGUUCGCAGCCAGGCCAGACUGCGGGUCCAAGUACCAGCUGUGCGUUCAGCUCCUGUCGUCGGCCCACGCACCGCUGGGAACCUUCCAGCCAGACCCCGUAACGAUUCAGCAGAAGAGCGACGCCAAUUGGAGGGAGGUUUCACACACAUUCUCCAACUAUCCUCCCGGCGUCCGCUACAUCUGGUUUCAGCACGGAGGCGUGGACACUCACUACUGGGCCGGCUGGUACGGCCCGAGAGUCACCAACAGCAGCAUCGUCAUCGGGCCCCCACUGCCCUGAUGCCCCCCGAACCCCUGUCCUCGGAGCCCUAAUUGGUAAACAGCCGUCAGAAAGGGCCAGGCUCGGGAAGUGUGGGGGAGGGGGGUGGAAGCCAGGCACUUCCAGACCUGUUUGUCUUUGCCCCCCCAGCUGCCUCCUCUGUGCAGAGCUUCUAGUGUGUCUGGGCCACACUCUUCUCUCCAAAGGCUGGCCCUCCAGCAAGGUCACCCCUUCAAGGGGUGCAGUGCCUGAGGUUAGGUGGAUACAAAAGUCAUCAGGGAGAGACCCCCAAGCUCAAAUGCUUGCCCAGAUCUGUCUGUACCUCUGCCCUUUGUUCUCCUUCAGGGCCCUUAGAGCAGGGAUGAGUGAGACACCUGACAGGUUUGGGGACUGCCCUUGAUGAUGCAGACGUUGAGGGGCAGAUCUGGGAUAGAAGGCGGUUCUGCUGGCCAGACCUUAGCCUGGUUGUCAGCUGCGGCUUCUGUCUUGGCCAUCUUCCUUGCUUUGGCUUGGAAGUCAGGCCUGGUACCAGAUAGGCAGGUAGGAUCAGACUGUCCUUGUCGUCAGCAAAGCCCAGAAAGCCAGGUGGGUGCCAAUGAGUGCAGGGCUCCCCAGAGAACCCAUGGAAUCCCACUCAGGAUGGAGGGGCAGGAUGGACCUUGAUUCCGAGAGCUGGAAUGGGGAAACCAAGUAGAGGGACCUGGGCAAGUUCUCUGUGGCUUGGAGAUGUCCAAGCCCAACUGUUGGAGCAUCCAUUCCCACACUGUCCCCUGACUCCAGUACCACGCCAACCCUCCUACUGCACAGCCAAAUAAAACAUUUCCCAGCC